Molecule: messenger RNA, 2061 nt
Organism: Porites lobata
Lineage: Eukaryota; Metazoa; Cnidaria; Anthozoa; Scleractinia; Poritidae
Source: the annotation of a GenBank genome assembly
AUGAGAAGGAUAUCAACGCUGAAAGCCCGGGCUGAAAGUCUUUCUGGCGACGAGUCCAUGGAAGGCAGCGAAGAAUUGAAUCCAAGACUGGAAAAUUCCGACUGGUAUGUGCUGUGCUGUUUGCUUCAUUGUAAUUCUUUUACCGAUGUGCGAAAUAAACUGUUGUUUGGCCCAGGUGUCGUGUUCGUAAUUGUUUCUUUUUUGUUUUGUUUCGUUUUGAGAGUCUUGAGUACGUAAUGCAUCAGUCAAUUCCACCUGCGCCCAGCCCCCCCCCCGGGCAACUGCGGGGCAUUUGCCCACCCUGUCAGUCCCGGGGGUGGGGCAUUUGCAAAUGUUGCACUGCCCGGGGGCCGAGCAUUUGCCAACCCCCGGGCCAAUCCCGAGCUUUUGACACGCACGCAGUUUCCGAUCAGAAUAUAACUACAAAGAAGGUUUUACUGGAAGAAAAGCAGAUUGGCUCAUUUGUCAAGGACAGGAACAAAUUGUAGAGGGUUGCAACGGCAUGUUCUCGAUUUUACAUGUAUGUAUGCAUUUUUUCAUUGCUUAUCAAGCCAGAAUUACGUAGCGAAAUUGGAGCUAUCGAAGUGAAUCAACGUUUUUUAGUUAUUGAAUCAAAUUUCUGUUGAUAUUAUUCGAAGAACAUCCUUUCAUAUUUAUAAAACUAUUCAUAACAUAUAACUUUACAGCGCUCUUUUAAUUUUAAUGUCAAUAAUUUUAUACCAAUACUAAAACCAUAAACUGGUGCAUGUCGUCGCGGCGCAAAGUCUUAAUUAGAAUCCUCGCGCUAUUACAAAAAAAACGUUAAUUAAACCAAAAAAUCGCACAUUAAAAUGCUUAAAACGGCACUAUUUGACCGUGCGAUCAAUAAAAAAUGUUGCAGUGUUGACGGAGGACGGGGCAUUUGCCCUCUUUUUUCGUCCCCACCCCGGGGGAUUUGACAGCUCAAGAGUCCCCACCCCCGGGAAUUUGCCAUCCAAAGCAAAAAAAAUGCUAAUGCCCGGGAGUCAGCCCGGGGGGGGGGCUGGGCACAGGUGGAAUUGACUGAUGCAUAAACAUUUCAUUAUCGAGCGGCCGACAAAUUGCUUAGUGUUCCUAGUUUUCAAUAUGUCUUGCGAGUUAGGUGCUGUGAACGUGAAAGCUGCUAAAAACCUAACAUAAAUUCCCUCCUCCUCCCGCAGCUGGACUUUUCAAGUAGAAGGGAAGGAUUUUGAACAAUUUUCUUGGCGCUUCGCUUUCUUUUAUAUAAGCUAACACUAGCACGGGUGCAAACAAAAAGAAUUGUAGUUUUGUAAAUGUUGAUCUUCACUACACAUAGGUUCUUUAAGUCAACAGGCGGCCGUUGGUCCCGCCUAACCUAUUUCAGGAAAGAAUUUUAUUUACAUGUUUAACUAUCUAAAUUUGCCAGUGUCCUCACUUUCUUUACUAGCUUGUAUAAACAGUUUUCUUCAACUCAAACAAAAGUAAUCUGCUUCAACAUAUUUUAUCUACAUAUCACACAAAAAGUUAGUAACAUCUAAAUCUUACGAAACCUUACAUUGUUGUCUUAAAUCAGCUCUCAAUUGCUGGUGUUUAUCCAGCUUCUUAACCUGUACCUCAUGUUAAAUGUAGAACAAUUCAGUUUUUGUUUCCCAUCUAUGAUUUAGGUGCUCAAGUGAUAAUUGCCAGAUUAUGGGGAGAGCGGAGGCAUGCAUAUGCUGCCAAGAAAUAGAGCAGGUUAAAAAUAAGCUUAAUGAAGCAGUUACUAGUGGUGAAUGUGAGGAAGAGCCAACAUGCAUCACGCAGCAUCCAGGGUUCCAUCCAGUGUGUAUAAAUAGAUGGGUCCUGCAGACUGCAUGGUAUCAAUAUAAGCAACAAUACAAAGACUCUUUUGAUGGUCCUGAAGACAAACUCUACAGGCACAUAGCAUACAGACAAUUGGCCCGAUGGUGCUGGGGAAUCCUAGGCAAGGAAAUUAGGGUUGUGCUUCCUUCAUGUGCUGUAAUGUGUAUUAGGAACUUCUAUCCUCCACCUGGGCCUGAGGAGGAGUUUGUCUUUACAGGGUUUAAAUAUGCAGACGAGUGA